Clonostachys byssicola is the source of this 336-nucleotide messenger RNA. The record is from the annotation of a GenBank genome assembly. NCBI's taxonomy places the organism in Eukaryota, Fungi, Ascomycota, Sordariomycetes, Hypocreales, Bionectriaceae.
AUGGCGAGGUUCGAAACAUACGAAUAUCGCCUUUUGGGCUCUGAAUCCCACGAGAUCACCAGCCCAUGGAAAGAGGCGUCCAACAGAAUGCAAGAGAUCCAUGAUUGGGAGGCUCAAAUGAAUUACAGUGAUUCUGAUGAUACGGUUUCGGAAUGGUCAGAGUCACAAGAGAAUGAGGACUGUUGGGAGAAUAGUGUGAAUGAGGAGUUCUUUGGAAUAGAGAAGGAGAACGCUCGAGAGUGCCAAAGAUUGGCACGCGAGCUUCUCAGGGAGGCACAGGAGAAGUUGGAAAUGAUAGCAGAAGAACUAAGGGUUCAUAAGAAGGGAACGAAAUAA